This is a messenger RNA of Ochotona princeps (American pika), 2254 nucleotides long. It is a transcript of the gene LMOD2, whose product is annotated as leiomodin 2. Gene Ontology annotation, molecular function: tropomyosin binding. The transcript is spliced from 2 exons. Bases 583 to 2235 code for a protein of 550 amino acids. Lineage: Eukaryota; Metazoa; Chordata; Mammalia; Lagomorpha; Ochotonidae. The record is from RefSeq and is a predicted model, not a curated record. Gene Ontology annotation, cellular component: striated muscle thin filament; myofibril. Gene Ontology annotation, biological process: myofibril assembly; pointed-end actin filament capping; muscle contraction.
CAGCAAGCACGGUACAACUGCGAGGUACUUCGUUACGACAGUCCUCUCUCCGCAUUCCUACCAGCCAUGAUAUGUUUCUAAGAGAACCUGAAUAACAACCCAAAGGACACUGUGGGGUCUACUUCUUGGCCCCCAGGACUACAACAGCAGGGACUUUUCAUGGCUGUGGUAGUGGUGACAAUUUGUUUUUAAGUUGCAUUGUCCUGUUCCAGCACGAAGUGAACAGCCCUGUUCUGCUCCCUGUCUGGGACAUCCUCUGACUGUCCUCUAGAGCUGUCGAGCUCUGCUAAAUAUGGCCCUGGCCAGAGUGUUCACAAUCCCCACUGGUUCCGAGACCUCCGUCCACCACCGAUGUGACAUUCUUUGUGUUCAAAUGUCUAGCUGACGUCUGAUGCUUAAAACAGCCCAUGCCUUCACCCCCUCCGCAUUGUCACAGCCCUGCAUCACCAGUCUUAAAAGGCUACAGCAGCCACGGGAGGCACCAGUUGUUGCCCUGCCUGCCCACUUGCCUCCCUGCCUGCGUCUGGCGGUCUUGAAUGCCUGGUUCUUCAAGCUCCCUGUGGGUCUGACAACGAAGGGACCAUGUCUACCUUUGGCUACAGACGAGGACUUAGUAAAUAUGAAUCCAUAGACGAAGACGAACUCCUUGCUUCCCUGACAGCCGAGGAGCUGAAGGAGCUAGAGAGGGAGCUGGAUGACAUUGAACCUGACCGCAGCCUUCCAGUGGGGCAAAGGCAAAAGAGUUUAACUGAGAAAACCCCCACGGGGACAUUCAGCAGAGAGGCUCUGAUGGCCUAUUGGGAAAAGGAGUCUCAGAAGCUCUUGGAGAAGGAGAGACUGGGGGAGUGUGGAAAGGUUGCAGAAGAAGAGAAAGAGGAGAGUGAGGAAGAGCUUAUCUUCACGGAGAGCAACAGUGAGGUUUCCGAAGAGGUGUACACCGAAGAGGAGGAGGAGGAGGAGGAGUCCCAGGAGCAAGAAGAGAGCGAGGAAGAAGAGAGCGAGGAAGAGGAAAGAGCGGCUGAAGCUGCCAAAGGUGUCAACGGAACUCUCAACUGUGAUGGUGUCUGCGCCGACAGCGCUAAGCCCAAGAUAUUUAAAAGUCAAAUAGAAAACAUCAACUUGACCAAUGGCCACAGUGCAAGGAGGGCUGAAUCUCCCGCUGCCAUACACCCCAGUGGCAAUCCCACAGUUAUCGAAGAUGCUUUGGAAAAGAUUAGAAACAAUGACCCCGACAUGGUGGAAGUCAACCUGAACAACAUAGAGAACAUCACGACGCCGACCCUCACCCGCUUUGCUGAAGCCCUCAAGGACAACACGGUGGUGAAGACAUUCAGCUUGGCCAACACGCACGCCGACGACGGCGCGGCCAUAGCCAUCGCGGAAAUGCUCAAAGUCAAUGAGCACAUCACCAACGUCAACAUCGAGUCCAACUUCAUCACGGGCAAGGGCAUCCUGGCCAUCAUGAGGGCGCUGCAGCACAACACGGUGCUCACGGAGCUGCGCUUCCACAACCAGAGGCACAUCAUGGGCAGCCAGGUGGAGAUGGAGAUCGUCAAACUGCUCAAGGAGAACACUACCCUGCUGAGGCUCGGCUACCACUUUGAGCUGCCCGGGCCCAGGAUGAGCAUGACAAGCAUUCUGACCAGGAACAUGGAUAAACAGAGGCAGAGGAGGAUGCAAGAGCAAAAACAGCAGGAGGGGUCUCCCGGAGGAGCCAAUCUUAGGACCAAAGUCUGGCGAAGAGGAACGCCCGGCUCCUCACCCUAUGCCUCUCCCAGGCACUCGCCCUGGUCCUCCCCCAAACUCCCCAAGAAAGUCCAGACAGGGAGGAGCAGGCCUCCGUCUCCCGUGGCUACACCCCCACCUCCUCCACCGCUUCCCCCACAAAAGCUCCCGCCCCCACCGCCCCCACCCCCGCCGCCACCCCCGGAGAAGAAGCUCAUCACCAGAAACAUUGCGGAAGUCAUCAAACAACAGGAGACCGCCCAAAGGGCUAUGCAAAACGGACAGAAAAAGAAAAAAGGGAAAAAGGCUAAGAAACAGCCCAACAAUAUCCUAAAGGAAAUAAAAAAUUCUCUGAGAUCAGUGCAAGAGAAGAAAACGGAAGAGGGUUCCCGCCCGUCCACCCCACAGAGGUCAGCGCACGAGAAUCUCAUGGAGGCAAUUCGAGGAAGCAGCAUAAGACAGCUAAGGCGGGUGAGUAAAUUUAGAGCAAACAUCCAGGCACGGAAUUAGUCCAUGGGUCCGACGCCAA